Molecule: messenger RNA, 371 nt
Organism: Culex quinquefasciatus (southern house mosquito)
Lineage: Eukaryota; Metazoa; Arthropoda; Insecta; Diptera; Culicidae
Gene: RpS29
Product: 40S ribosomal protein S29
Exons: 3
Coding region: 91-261 (56 amino acids)
Biological process (GO): translation
Cellular component (GO): cytosolic small ribosomal subunit; ribosome
Molecular function (GO): structural constituent of ribosome; zinc ion binding
Source: RefSeq, a predicted model, not a curated record
ACGAUAUUUUUAAGUUCUGUCAAAUUGUUUCUCUUUUCGUUGAAGCUUUCAAGCGGGUUGGUUGUUCAAGCGUUGAAAUAAUAAUUCAACAUGGGUUUCGCUGAUUUGUGGUACUCGCAUCCCCGCAAAUAUGGACAGGGUUCUCGGUUCUGCCGGGCUUGCUCCAACAAUCAUGGAAUGAUCCGCAAGUACGGUCUCAACAUAUGCCGUCAGUGCUUCCGAGAAUACGCCAAGGAUAUUGGCUUCCGGAAGCUGGAUUAAACUGACAACGCCAUGGAAGUGCACUCACUUUUAAUUUCCCAUAUUACCACGGGAUGGUUGGCAGUUUGAAAUAUACCUGAAACAUCUGAAUAAAUCUUUCUGGGUAAAUA